Molecule: messenger RNA, 474 nt
Organism: Cylicocyclus nassatus
Lineage: Eukaryota; Metazoa; Nematoda; Chromadorea; Rhabditida; Strongylidae
Source: the annotation of a GenBank genome assembly
AUGAGCUUGACUACCAAACAGCUUUUUGUAUGGCAUAUACAAUCUCGAACCAAUGAAAAUUUCUGCGUGGAUAAAGAAGACUGUCAGCAGUUUUCCUUCUGUAGCGACGACUAUUUCUUCAUGCGACAUGCGAUAGUGAAGAUUGCUCAAAUCUGCCAUGCUUUCUUGAUUGGAAUAGGUGCUAAUUUGUUGUGCCACGGGACAAGCUCAACGAAUAUCGUUUGCGGCUUCCGGCAGCGUUUGCCUCAAAACAGCGGUACAGUACGAUGCAUUAUACCAUCAUGAUUGAGCACGUUCCUCCUCGAUCCUACAGCAAGAUAGGGCGAUUGGCUGGUUCUCGUGGCAUGCCUGCCUGUUGAAAGCGACAAGAACCCAUGAACAAAUCUCUGAGAAGUGCGACAAUUGAGCUUAAUAUGAUUCAGUUUUUUACCAUCUUUUACUCUUUUUCGUGCUCUACACAUCAUAAUUUUUUCU